Molecule: messenger RNA, 1212 nt
Organism: Drosophila biarmipes
Lineage: Eukaryota; Metazoa; Arthropoda; Insecta; Diptera; Drosophilidae
Product: solute carrier family 25 member 35
Exons: 3
Coding region: 194-1117 (307 amino acids)
Source: RefSeq, a predicted model, not a curated record
GGUUAUUUUCGAGAAAAAACAAAUUUUAAUUCUCUCAAAGCCAUAAUUCGAAAUCAUUUGGAAAAUGGGUGUUAACUUGGGCAUUUUUCGAUAAAAUUGUCGACGGUAUUACAACUCUGUAGACUACUAUUGAGACCGACAGUAAACAAAAUGAUAACGUAACAUCAUCCAAAUUCAAAACUACGGUGGAGACAUGACGAAGUCUGAUUUUGUGCUGGGCGGCGUGGCUGCAAUGGGGGCGGUGAUGUUCACCAACCCCAUCGAUGUGGUCAAGACACGGAUGCAGCUGCAGGGAGAGCUGGCGUCCCGGGGAACCUAUGUGAAGCCCUACAAGAAUCUGCCCCAGGCCAUGGUGCAGAUAGUCCGCAACGACGGACUGCUGGCUUUGGAGAAGGGUCUGGCUCCAGCGUUGUGCUACCAGUUCGUCCUCAACUCUGUCAGAUUAAGCGUUUACUCGAACGCAUUGGAGCUGGGAUAUUUAAAGAACUCGGAUGGCUCAAUAUCCUUUUAUAAGGGCAUGUUGUUCGGUGCCAUGGGCGGCUGUACCGGCACCUUUCUCGCCAGUCCCUUCUAUAUGAUAAAGGCACAACAGCACGCCCAGGCAGUUCAGUCAAUAGCCGUGGGCUUCCAGCACAAACACACCUCGAUGGUGGAUGCCUUCCUGCACAUUUACAGGACCAAUGGCAUUUCGGGAUUCUGGCGAGGAGCUGUUCCGAGCAUGAACCGAGCGCUGGUCGCCUCCAGUGUCCAGAUCGGCAGCUUCCCCAAGGCAAAGUCUUUGCUAAAGGAUAACGGAUGGGUCACACAUCCGGUCCUGCUUUCCUUUUGCGCCGGACUGACCUCGGGAAGUAUGGUCUCCCUGGCCAACUCACCUUUCGACGUGGUCACCACUCGGAUGUACAAUCAACCAGUGGAUGAGAAGGGACGAGGCCUGGUUUACAGCGGUUUGGUGGACUGCUUCACCAAGAUCCUUAAGACGGAGGGUCUCCAUGGGAUGUACAAGGGCUUUUGGCCCAUCUACCUCCGAAGUGCCCCCCACACCACCUUGAUAUUUGUUUUCUUUGAUAAGUUGCUUUACUUGCGCGACCAUUAUGUUUUCCCCCAGCACAGAAAUUGAAAUUUUUUUCUGUAGAUUUUUCAGUGAUACACGAAAUGUUUGGCAGUGCAUUUGAUUGUAUAUUUUAAUAAUAAAGCGGCGAUUAAUAACUAUAA